CAUGCCUCAUGCCGGCUAACCUCUCUUUUUAGCAUAUAAACAACGCAAAACGCAUUUAAAUGUGAAUCUGGCAAUCUGGUAACUCGAAAAAAUUAUACAUCAUGGAUGUGAAAGAAUAUUUAUUAACAUCUUCACAGCAUUCUCAACAAUUUUCUGCAUGUCUAUGGGAUUACAACACUUUGAAUGUAAUGAAAUUGUAUAGAAAUGGAGGAACGAUAUCAUCAAACUGUUUAGAAAUGAUUGGGGAUGAGUAUAUUUUAACUGGGGAAGUAGCAAAACCUCUCCUACAUGUGUGGCUUUUGAAUAACCAAGACGUCUCAAAAAAUGUACGAUUAAUAUUACCUGAACCUGCAACAUGUCUAGCAGUUUGUCCAAAACAAGUGUAUCUUGCAGUCGGAAUGACCUGUAAAUUAUACAUAUGGCAUAUAUCAUCAGGAAAACUAUUAUCUGUACAACAGAAAAAUUACCAGCCAAUAACAUGCAUAAAAUUUUCUUCAGAUGGAGCAUUUGUAUUGGUUGGCGGUCAAGAUGGAAUGCUAGUUGUUUAUAAUUUAUGCGAUUUAAUUGCACUUAGUAACAACUAUCUUGCGCAGACUGAUAUUGGCCAGGUAGAACCUGUAUAUGUGAAGAAUGAUCAUUCCUUGCCAAUCACAAAUUUGCAUGUCGGAAGCUUUGGGAAAAAAUCCCGUUUGGCAACAGUAUCUACUGAUCAAACUUGUCGCCUUUACAACUUAUUGACGGGAGAGAACCUAUUGACACUUGUCUUUGAUGAGCCUCUAACCAGUGUUGUUUUUGAUGCAUGCUGUUGGCAGCUAUACGUUGGAUGCGCCAGUGGCAUAAUGAGAGCAUUCAAUUUACAACAACCACCAAGAACAGUGACACACCAUAUCACCAAGAAAAGCAGUUUGACUUUUGAGGGACAUACAAAAAAGGUGACCUGCUUAGCUUUAAGUUUAUGUAACACCGUUCUUGCAUCUGGAAGUGAUGAUAAUUUCGUGUUUACUUGGGACAUAAAAAGUCGGCAGAUUUUGAAGAAAAUCGAACACAAAGCAGCUAUAACUAAUAUAAAAUUUGUAAUGUCAUUUGAGAAUUUUUUUGCCGAUGUCAUGAAGCCGAAGACAGUUUUGAGUUCGUUGGAGAGAAAUACUGAUUUUAGUAAUGACUUUAAAAUUUCUCAAAUACAACUUCAGGACAUAGAACUAAGUGAUGAUGAAAAUUCGAUAGAAAAAGAGAAAGAGAGGGACAAGAUAAGGGAAGAGAAUACUAGGUUAAGAGUCAUCAAUAAACAACUGUAUAAUGCUGCAUUAGAAAUAAGGAAAAAAUAUUCAAAUAAUUUGAGAGAAUAAAAACGCUGUUUUAUAUAAAUA
This is a messenger RNA of Acanthoscelides obtectus, 1367 nucleotides long. The record is from the annotation of a GenBank genome assembly. NCBI's taxonomy places the organism in Eukaryota, Metazoa, Arthropoda, Insecta, Coleoptera, Chrysomelidae.